AAUAGCGAUGAGAGUGAUGAGCCUGAUGUUUCAAUUCCUGACGAUUCCGAUGAUCCAGGAGAGAAUAACCCAUUAACUGAGGAAAUCUUCUCUUCUUGGGCUUUAUUUAUUUUGUUGUUUUUGUUAUCGUUUGCACUUUGGUCAUCAUAUUUUUUGCAGCAAAGAAGAAUUAAAGCAAUUCAUGAAACCGUCUUAUCAAUUUUUUAUGGAAUGGUUGUUGGUUUGAUUAUUAGAAUAUCUCCUGGUCAUUAUAUUCAAGACACUGUAACAUUCAAUUCUUCUUAUUUUUUCAAUGUCUUGUUGCCCCCAAUUAUUUUGAACAGUGGCUAUGAAUUGAACCAAAAAAACUUCUUCAACAAUAUAGUCUCAAUUCUAAUUUAUGCAAUUCCAGGAACUUUUAUAAGUGCUAUGGUUUUGGGUUCUAUAUUAUAUUUAUGGACCUCUUUAGGUCUAGAGAAAAUCAAUAUUCAAUUUGUCGACGCAUUGGCCGUUGGCGCUAGUUUGAGUGCUACUGAUCCCGUAACAAUUCUAUCCAUAUUUAAUGCCUAUAAAGUUGACCCCAAAUUAUACACCAUAAUUCUUGGUGAAUCUUUACUAAACGAUGCUAUAUCUAUUGUCAUGUUUGAAACGUGUCAAAAGUUUCAUGGAAAAGAUGUUUAUUUCUCUUCUUUAUUUGAAGGUAUUGGACUAUUUUUAAUGAUUUUUUCAAUCUCUUUAUUAAUCGGAUUAGUCGUUGGUAUAAUAGUUGCAUUGUUUUUGAAACACACUCAUAUUAGAAGAUACCCACAAAUUGAAAGUUGUUUAAUUUUGUUAUUUGCGUAUGAAUCUUAUUUUUUUUCAAAUGGUUGUCAUAUGUCUGGUAUUGUCUCCAUUUUAUUUUUCGGUAUCACUCUAAAACAUUAUGCCUACUAUAAUAUGUCUAGAAGGACUCAAAUCGCCACGAAAUACAUUUUUCAAUUAUUAGCUCAAUUAUCAGAAAAUUUCAUUUUUAUUUAUCUUGGAUUAUCCUUAUUCACUGAGGUUCAAUUGAUUUAUAAACCUUUAUUAAUAAUUGUUACAACAAUAUCUAUCUGUAUUGCUAGGUACUGUUCAAUAUUCCCCCUUUCAAAAUUUAUUAAUUUUAUAUACAAAACCAAAAAUAAUUCAGCAAAUCCUAAUUAUAACUCCAUUUCCCCUGAAAUCCCAUGGGAAUAUCAAAUGAUGGCAUUUUGGGCUGGCUUAAGAGGUGCUGUCGGUGUUGCUUUAGCCAUGGGAAUCCAAGGUGAAUUUAAGAGCACUUUACUAGCUGAUGUAUUGGUGGUGGUUGUAUUAACUGUAAUAAUCUUUGGCGGGACAACUGCUGGAAUGUUAGAAAAUCUAGGUAUAAAAACAGGUUGUAUCGAGGAAUCUGACUCAGAUGACGAAUUUGAUAUUGAAGCAAACAGUUAUAAUAUUAAUUCCCAUAUUCCCGCUAUUCAAAACUCCCAAUCUAGUAAACCAUUCAAAAGCAAUAAUAAUGGCAGUAUUACAGUUGCCGCUGAUAAUAAUAAUAACAGUGACGAUAACAGUAGCGAUAAUAAAAAUUUUAAUAGAAAAAAAGGCGAAAACAAAUCUGUUUCAAGUUUAUUAUCUUUAGAUAACAGUUCAACAUGGUUUCAAAAUUUAGAUGAACGAAUUUUGAAACCUGUUUUAUUGGAUAAUAAAGGAUCU
Ascoidea rubescens DSM 1968 is the source of this 1689-nucleotide messenger RNA. RefSeq names its product bifunctional K:H/Na:H antiporter NHX1 (gene NHX1). Gene Ontology annotation, molecular function: sodium:proton antiporter activity. NCBI's taxonomy places the organism in Eukaryota, Fungi, Ascomycota, Saccharomycetes, Ascoideales, Ascoideaceae. The record is from RefSeq and is a predicted model, not a curated record. The transcript has 2 exons. Gene Ontology annotation, biological process: proton transmembrane transport; sodium ion transport; vacuolar acidification. The annotation marks the transcript as partial. Gene Ontology annotation, cellular component: early endosome; fungal-type vacuole membrane; late endosome.